UCUUAGGUCCAAAGCGGACCUAAAGCCAUACGGCUUUCCCACUGCGCAGGCGCAGCCCUUCGGCCCGCAUGCGCACUCCGUCCAGCGCGGCCUGAAGAAAUUUCCUUUCACACGCCAUCUUUGGCAGCCUCCUGUGUCUCCUACCUUCUCCGUUUUCCUAGACCCUGCAGAGCAUUAACUAGGAGAAAGUGAAAUGGAAGUUCUGCGCCCACAGAUUGUAACAAUUGAUGGAAGAAAUUACAGGAAGAAUCCUAUCCAAGAAAAGAGUUAUCAACAUGAAGAAGAUGAGGAGGAUUUCUAUCAAGACUCCAUGGAGGGUGCCGAUGAGCCCUGUGAUGCAUAUGAGGUGGAGCAGACUGCGCAGGGGUUCCGGGCGACUGUGAGUGCCCCCAGCCUGCUGUACAAGCAUAUAGUUGGAAAGAGAGGGGAUACUAAGAAGAAAAUAGAAAUGGAAACCAAAACUUCUAUUACGAUUCCUAAGCCUGGACAAGAUGGAGAAAUUGUCAUCACUGGCCACCAUCGAAAUGGUGUCAUUUCGGCCCGAACUCGGAUUGAUGUUCUCUUGGACACUUUUAGAAGAAAGCAGCCCUUUACCCACUUCCUUUCUUUUUUCCUUAAUGAAGCUGAGGUUCAGGAAGGAUUCCUGAAAUUCCAGGAGAAAGUCCUAGAGAAGUGCUCCAAGGACCGUGGCGUCGACAGCUCCGUUUUCCAAAAUCCCAAAAAGCUUCACCUCACAAUUGGGAUGUUGGUGCUUCUAAGUGAGCAAGAGGUCCAGCAGACUCGAGAGAUGCUCCAGCGCUGUAAGGAGGAGUUCAUUAAUGACAUUGCGGGGGGCAAACCCCUGCAAGUAGAGAUGGCAGGGAUAGAAUACAUGAACGACGACCCCGGGAUGGUGGAUGUGCUUUAUGCCAAAGUCCAUAUGAAAGACGGCUCCAACAGGCUGCAGGAAUUGGUGGAUCGAGUACUGGAACGCUUUCAGGCUUCUGGACUAAUAGUGAAAGAAUGGAAUAGUGUGAAGCUGCAUGCUACGGUCAUGAAUACACUAUUCAGGAAAGACCCCAAUGCUGAAGGCAGGUACAAUCUCUACACAGCGGAUGGCAAAUAUAUCUUCAAGGAAAGAGAAUCAUUUGAUGGCCGGAACAUUUUGAAGUUGUUUGAGAACUUCCACUUUGGCUCUCUGAAGCUCAAUUCCAUUCACAUCUCUCAGAGGUUCACCGUGGACAGCUUUGGGAACUACGCCUCCUGCGGGCAGAUUGACUUCUCCUGAGGUGGACCUUGGGGGCCCCUGGACGCUGAACACCCUCAGCAGGGUGUCUGUAAAGAAACCAUGUCGUGCACAGGACUGCACAGAAAGUUCUGGAAGAACAUGAGCCCCGCAGCCCUCAGUCCCGCUCCAGCACCUCCUCCGCCUCCUGUGCUCCUGCCCACAUGCUCUCCUUUCUCAUUCCUCCGUGCCUUACUCCCACCUUGAUUCUUCCUUUCUGUUCUUGGAUUCUUCCUUGAACCUGUGUGAAGGUUGCCGAAUUGUAAGGAUGGUGUCUGGCGUUCAGUGAGACCGCACAGAUCACUUGUGAAUAAAUGUAUCUCCACAGCGUCCAUGCUUGCUGCUAGUGUUGUCACACGCUUUAGUCCGUGUGUGGCAUAGGUGUCGCUUCUCAUGUGGGAUUUACGUGUUGGUGCCUUCAGGGUCAGUUUCCCUCUAAGGACCUCUGCUUUCUCUUGGUGGAAUUGUGUUAUAAUUUGAGGUUUCACAGUACCACGUUGUUCAUUUGCGAUGUCACCUCACCUCAGCUGGUUUGACAGCACCUGGGACCGAUUGCGCCCCGGGAUGCCUGAGUCCUGACCCGACCUGGCGUUCGGUGCCCCAUGUUACACAGUGCUGCCUGUCUCCUGUGUCCUCUCAUGGGCCAGGGGUAAAGAGGUCUUCUUUGGGGCGUCAGAUUUAUGACUUAGGCUUACAGGACAUUUUGUUUUUAGCUUUAGUUUUUGGAAAAUGUAACAUUACAUAUCAAAUACUAAAUUCUGAAUAGAACUAGAAAUUCUGUUAUUUAGAAUGCAGAGGUGACUGUUCCCUGUACACAUAGCAGCUGUUUCAUAGUAACUUUUCCCAAGUUACUGCCAUUUUACUCAUCCUCUCACAACUGUACAGUGUAGUCGCCAGAGGUUCCGUGGCAUGGUGACACCCUCACUCGGGUGACUAGUGGCUGCAUGCAUGUAUAUCCUUGUGUUUGGUAGGUAUUGGUAGGAUUGGGAAAAAUUUUCAUUCAUCUUUUAAGUUUUCCUUCUGAAAAUGUAGACAAAUCUUGAGGGCAGUGUAGCACUAAAGAAAAUGCAGUGAGCAACAGGUUCUUUUGAUGUAGAACUUUUCUGAAAAACCAGCAAUGGUAGGAAGCAGGUACCUUUGGAUGGACCAGAAAUAAUUUUUGCAGAUUCAGGGUCCUGCUGCUGAGUGUACAGAGCCCAGGGUUUCAUCCCUUCACCACCAAAAGAAGAAGAAAAAACAAUUCAAGGUCUCUUUUUAUCACAUGGUAAUGGGGUAAAUAUUUGCUACUGUAUUUCUAAACAUAUCUUGUUUAAUGUUACCACUAUGCAAUUCGUUCUCCACUGAAAUAGUUCAUUGUACCUUAAAGUUGCUCCAGCCAGCUUGUCAGGCACUGACUUCACCCUCAUUUGCAUUAAGAACAGGCAGGGAAGCCAGACAUGGUGGCUCAUGCCUGUGAUCCCAGCACUUGGGAGGCAGGGGGAUUUCAGCAGGUUUGAAGCCAGCCUGGGCUACAUAGCUUAAAAAAAGGGAGAGAGAGUGUGUGUGGUGGGGGGCUACCACCACUACUAUUGUUUUGCAGAAUCUUUGUUGCUAAUGCAAGGAACUUUGUGAUGGAAAAUAAAUUUGAUUUUUUUUCCUGGAAGGUGUAGAGUGAACUCCUUGCUCAUAGUGGCUACAGUAUAAAUAUUACUCAGAAUGAUUGUUUUCAUUGAGGCCCUGGGUUUCUUGAACAGGGUACAGAGUUGUAAUGGCCAGCGCUCAGCCUGUGAUCGGGCUCCGUGCCCUUUUCCUGGAGCUGAAGGAAACUUGAUGGCAGCAAAGGUGCAGAGUCAGCAGAGCUCCCCCUGCACUGCAGGAGUACCAUGUUGCAGCGGGUGGCUACUGAGGUAUGAUGAUGUCAAACGUGAUGCCGAUGCUACAGUUACAGACACAGCCCCUGCUGGCGCAGCC
This is a messenger RNA of Fukomys damarensis (Damara mole-rat), 3214 nucleotides long. RefSeq names its product activating signal cointegrator 1 complex subunit 1 (gene Ascc1). Gene Ontology annotation, biological process: regulation of DNA-templated transcription; DNA alkylation repair. The transcript is spliced from 12 exons. The record is from RefSeq and is a predicted model, not a curated record. Lineage: Eukaryota; Metazoa; Chordata; Mammalia; Rodentia; Bathyergidae. Bases 194 to 1267 code for a protein of 357 amino acids. Gene Ontology annotation, molecular function: RNA binding. Gene Ontology annotation, cellular component: nucleus.